CACUGAUAACGCCAACUCAGCCUUAUAAAUACCCAGACCUUUGAAUACAAGUAAACGGAGAUCUGAAGAGUCGAAGAAAAUUCAUCCUGGCUGCAGUCCAGAAGAAAUGGGGAAGUUUGAAGUGUUGUUUCUGUCUUUAAUUUUGCUGAUUAGUACAGGAUGUGCUUCAGAUGUGCAUGUGACCAACUGCAAUGAAUGCCACUCUGAAGCCACUUGUCUGAAACUGGAGGAGAGAGGAGAUGCAUUAGCAACCACCAGCCUAUCCUGCCUGUGUAAAGAAGGAUUUGUUGGUGAUGGCAUCAACUGUUAUGAAGUCAAAGUAUGUGGGGGUGACACCUCCUGCUGUGGCGCAGGUUAUAAGUGGUCCCCAAAAAAAGGCUGUGUGGAUGUAGACGAGUGCUCUUUCACACCAUCUGUCUGUGGUCCUUCUCAGCUCUGUAAAAACACAAAAGGAUCAUUUGAAUGUAUCAAUAAUCCUGCUCUUCAAACAAAAAAAAGUGCACUGGUACGCUCUGGGAUAGCACCAGUCAUUAGCUACACCACAUAUGCUCCCACCAUCCCUACCCGCCCUCCAGGGAACCAGACCACUCCUGGGUACAGCAGUACAGGAGUGGAGGGAGAGGUGCGUCUGCUCAAUGGGGGGAACAGCUCUUGCUCUGGACGAGUGGAGAUCUUCCACCGAGGACAGUGGGGCACUGUAUGUGACGAUUCCUGGGGCUUGCUGGAUGCCCAGGUGGUGUGCAGGCAGCUGGGCUGUGGCAGGGUGCUCUCUGCUCCUAUGGGCGCUCGUUUUGGACAGGGCACUGGCCCCAUUUGGAUGGACGAUGUCAUGUGUACAGGACAGGAGACUGAGCUAUCCCAGUGUCGUCAUAGGGGCUUUGGGAGCCAUGACUGCAGACACAGUGAGGACGCGGGUGUGGUGUGUGAAGCCCUGUCUCCGGUGCGGCUGGUGAACUCGAGGGACCGCUGCUCAGGCAGAGUGGAGGUGUACCAUAACAGCCGCUGGGGCACAGUGUGUGAUGAUUCCUGGGGCCUGAAUGAUGCCAAUGUGGUGUGCAGGCAGCUGGGCUGUGGCCGGGCACAAGCUUCACUUACAAAUGCAGCUUUUGGACAGGGCACAGGACCCAUCUGGAUGGACAAUGUCAACUGUGUGGGAUCUGAGGCGUCAAUAACAGACUGCAACCACAAUGGAUUUGGAAUUCAUGACUGUAGUCACAGAGAAGACGCUGGUGUCAUGUCUUUAAACAGCACGGUUGAACCCAGGCCUCCGGGUCCUUCUCCAACUUACUUUGAGACCACCACCAUCCCUACCCGCCCUCCAGGGAACCAGACCACUCCUGGGUACAACAGUACAGGAGUGGAGGGAGAGGUGCGUCUGCUCAAUGGGGGGAACAGCUCUUGCUCUGGACGAGUGGAGAUCUUCCACCGAGGACAGUGGGGCACUGUAUGUGACGAUUCCUGGGGCUUGCUGGAUGCCCAGGUGGUGUGCAGGCAGCUGGGCUGUGGCAGGGUGCUCUCUGCUCCUACGAACGCUCGUUUUGGACAGGGCACUGGCCGCAUUUGGAUGGACGAUGUCAUGUGUACAGGACAGGAGACUGAGCUAUCCCAGUGUCGUCAUAGGGGCUUUGGGAGCCAUGACUGCAGCCACAGUGAGGACGCGGGUGUGGUGUGUGAAGCCCUGUCUCCGGUGCGGCUGGUGAACUCGAGGGACCGCUGCUCAGGCAGAGUGGAGGUGUACCAUAACAGCCGCUGGGGCACAGUGUGUGAUGAUUCCUGGGGCCUGAAUGAUGCCAAUGUGGUGUGCAGGCAGCUGGGCUGUGGCCGGGCACAAGCUUCACUUACAAAUGCAGCUUUUGGACAGGGCACAGGACCCAUCUGGAUGGACAAUGUCAACUGUGUGGGAUCUGAGGCGUCAAUAACAGACUGCAACCACAAUGGAUUUGGAAUUCAUGACUGUAGUCACAGAGAAGACGCUGGUGUCAUGUGUGAAGCUUUAAACAGCACGGUUGAACCCAGGCCUCCGGGUCCUUCUCCAACUUACUUUGAGACCACCACCAUCCCUACCCGCCCUCCAGGGAACCAGACCACUCCUGGGUACAACAGUACAGGAGUGGAGGGAGAGGUGCGUCUGCUCAAUGGGGGGAACAGCUCUUGCUCUGGACGAGUGGAGAUCUUCCACCGAGGACAGUGGUGUGCAGGCAGCUGGGCUGUGGCAGGGUGGGUGCUCUCUGCUCCUACGAACGCUCGUUUUGGACAGGGCACUGGCCGCAUUUGGAUGGACGAUGUCAUGUGUACAGGACAGGAGACUGAGCUAUCCCAGUGUCGUCAUAGGGGCUUUGGGAGCCAUGACUGCAGCCACAGUGAGGACGCGGGUGUGGUGUGUGAAGCCCUGUCUCCGGUGCGGCUGGUGAACUCGGGGGGCCGCUGCUCAGGCAGAGUGGAGGUGUACCAUGACAGCCGCUGGGGCACAGUGUGUGAUGAUUCCUGGGGCCUGACUGAUGCCAGUGUGGUGUGCAGGCAGCUGGGCUGUGGCCGGGCACAAGCUGCACCUACAAAUGCAGCUUUUGGACAGGGCACAGGACCCAUCUGGAUGGACAAUGUCAACUGUGUGGGAUCUGAGGCGUCAAUAACAGACUGCAACCACAAUGGAUUUGGAAGUCACAACUGUCAUCAUGGUGAAGAUGCUGGUGUUAUUUGUGAAUUGAAUGACGUAUCAAUCCCGGUCUACCAAUUUCUCUGUGGACAAGAUAAAAUCAUAGUUAGUCUAGAUAUGAGAACUGUGUCCUCCUCUGGUCUGGACCCUCUGUCUGGUCACCUGGUGGACCGUAACUGCCCCUUAUCCAGUGUGCAGAAUAACAUAGUGCGGUAUGAGGUCGAGCCAAGAGCGGGAGUCUGUGGGAAUAGCAGAAGGACUAACAGCACACACGUCAUGUACACUAACAGCUUAUUCAUCUACGCCCACAAUGACUCUUUCCAUGUUCCUGCAAGUCUCCCCUUCACAUGCGUGUAUCCCCUAAACAUAAACACCAGACUCAACGUUGCUCUCUAUCCUUUUGUACCAGCCGGGGGCAUUAUUCAAUCAGGUGGAGCCCCAAGAGCCUCAAUGUCUCUGUACGCAGACCCAAGCUACAGCAUUCCUUACCCACCAGGCACUGUGAGUGUGCCGGUUGGCAAGCCACUGUAUGUCGGUGUCUAUGUGGAGGAGAAUGACCUAAGUUUUGUGACUGUUCUGAACAACUGCUACUUCACAUACUCAUCCAACCCAAAUGAUGCAAUGAGACAUCCUCUAAUCCAAAACAAGUGUCCUUCUGACCCUCAGCAGGUGGAGGUGGUUGAGAGCGGGACGUCUCUUCGUGCUCGUUUCUCUGCCCUCUUCUUCGUGCCUCAGGGUCAGUACAGGACAGUCUACCUUCACUGCCACCUCAGUCUGUGCAGCGGUGGUCCCUGUGUUCCAGUUUGCUCUGGAAGGGCACCCCGCUCAGUUUCUGAAGGUGUAGCAAUGCAGUCACUCACUGUUGGACCCAUCACAUGGGGAUCUAAAUGAAUGUUGUCCAUGCAUCUGCAAAGAUGUCUGUGGUGUUACUGUAAUGGCAGAGCAGCUAAAACAACAAAGCCUGUGAUUAAAUGCAUUUAUGUGAUACAUGUUUCUGCCCUGUGUCUGUGAAUAUUUGUAAUAUUUUGUAGACAGUAGGUCUUUUUGUUCCUUCUCAACCUUGAAGAGAAUUAGAUCAUUUAAACUAAUGUAUAUACCAUGUGCCCAUUGUGUUAUUAUGUUUAUUUGUCCUGGCCCAGAUAUAAUUUCUCCCAAGGAAGACAAAUAAAGUAACCUUG
Molecule: messenger RNA, 3831 nt
Organism: Boleophthalmus pectinirostris (great blue-spotted mudskipper)
Lineage: Eukaryota; Metazoa; Chordata; Actinopteri; Gobiiformes; Gobiidae
Product: deleted in malignant brain tumors 1 protein-like
Exons: 15
Coding region: 107-3544 (1145 amino acids)
Cellular component (GO): membrane
Molecular function (GO): calcium ion binding
Source: RefSeq, a predicted model, not a curated record